This is a messenger RNA of Diaporthe citri, 774 nucleotides long. RefSeq lists its product as uncharacterized. Lineage: Eukaryota; Fungi; Ascomycota; Sordariomycetes; Diaporthales; Diaporthaceae. The coding region runs from base 1 to 774 and encodes 257 amino acids. The record is from RefSeq and is a predicted model, not a curated record. The transcript is spliced from 2 exons.
AUGUUCUUCAGCAAGUCCCAAGUUGCGGCCCUUCUGCUGUCGACCUCGUCGGUCACGGCCAAGGCCAUCCUCGACAGCCGCCAGGCCGGAGUCGAGGACCUGGGCUGGGGCCCCGUCUGCGGCCUGCAGGCAACCAACUCGGAGAUCGUCAGCACGACGAGCACGAUGUACCCGGGCAAGAUGCCCCAGGGCCAGAAGGGCUACCUGUUCGCGUGGAUCGGCAUCCAGGGCGCGUCGGCCUCGGGGGAGCUGGAGGGGGACCUGGUCCAGAGCAUCGUCGGCUCGUACCCGGCGGGGUCGAGCGAGUGCUCCGGGCCGGACGCCGACACGACGUGGUGCGUGUCGUCCGAGGUCUACGGCAAGGACGACUCGGGCGCGACGGUCCAGUUCGUCGGCGACAAGAGGACGGCCGACGUCAACUACGACAACGGCAUCGUCAUCAACUACACCCUCGCCGACAAGUCCACCUACCUGUGGGAGCAGACCAUGACCGACGCCGUCACGGGCGACGUCCUGGCCAGCUACUCCAAGAGGUCCGGCCCCAUGAGGAUGUGGAACACGGCCAUCGAGAAGCAGGACGCCAACGGCGCCGACCCCACCGGCACCAACGAGCCCCAGUACUACGUCAACACGACCAUUACCCUUGCUGAGGCCGACAGCUCCUACUCUCAGGGCAUCUAUGGCGACAACGGUGCCACCUACACUGAUAUGACCACCUCCGAUGGUGGCAAGACUUGGUUCAUCGAGAAGAUUACUGUCCCCGCCAUGAACUAG